Trichosporon asahii var. asahii CBS 2479 is the source of this 3843-nucleotide messenger RNA. RefSeq names its product spore wall assembly -related protein. The coding region runs from base 1 to 3843 and encodes 1280 amino acids. NCBI's taxonomy places the organism in Eukaryota, Fungi, Basidiomycota, Tremellomycetes, Trichosporonales, Trichosporonaceae. The record is from RefSeq and is a predicted model, not a curated record. Gene Ontology annotation, cellular component: prospore membrane. Gene Ontology annotation, biological process: ascospore-type prospore membrane formation; protein localization to prospore membrane. The transcript has a single exon.
AUGCCUGCGACCGCGAACGCUGAAGCAGGCCCGUCACGGCCACCAGCGGCCCCGCAAGCACACGCCAAUGCCGCGGCCAACGUCGAGGCUGGCCCGUCUCGCUUGCGCGGCGUCGGCGACGACCACGCGUCGGCCGUUGCGAACGGUGUCGUCAAGCCGGCGCCUACCGUCGUGCAAGCUUCCCAGCACGGCGUACACACCCUUCCCCGCCGGUUCCUCGGCCCCAUGCCCGCAUCGCACGUCUACAGUGAUCAGACGGAGGAGAAGCGCGCACGCUUACGGCACAUGAAGCGGCGAGCGAUGAAGAGCAUGCUAGGCGACCAGGCGCUGCUGGGGCUCCCGACGUCAUCCGGAUCAGGCGCAAACUCCCCAGGCAAGAGGGCGCUGCACAAGUUCCGCGUGAAGCGCAAGUCAAUCCUGGCCGCGCUGGACGAGGACGAGGCGUUCGAGGUCGCCUCGGGUGAUUCCUCGGAUACGUCCGAUAGCGACGGGACGGUGGACUCGGGAUGGCUGAAGAAGAAGAAGAAGCAGCGCAAGAAGAAGAAGGGCAAGAAGGCCAAGAAGAAGGCAAAGGGUGUAUUUUCGACCGAGUGGAUUGGGGACAGUUUCGACAUUGGGCGCGAGUUUGAGGGCAAACACGGCAAGGCACCCGAUCCUGCUGUCUCUGGCGCGCAUCCCGAUGACAUGGUUGAGGCGGACCGCGGCGGCUCCGCGCAGGCUGCGAGCAAUCGACAAAAGGCCAAGGACGAGCUGAAGCGGCUGGCCAACGACGGUGCGACCGAGGGGCAGUGGGAUAGCAGCGACGACGAUACGAUUCGACCACGCAUUACAGACUCGCCGGAAUCGUUCCGCCUCAGCUCAAAGGAUUCGUCGCCGGAGCAACCCCGCACCGACUCGCCGACAGCGCGGCCAGAGUCGCCGUCACCACUUUCCCAGCAAACCUCGCGGCUGACGUCACGCCGCGGCUCGUCAGCCGCCACCUCGACGAUCGCCGAGUCGUUCGUCACCGCCCCCACCCGACCCCUGACAAGCAGGGACGACAGCUCCGACUUUCACGCCAACCUCGAGCCGCCUUCACACCCUGCCCUGACGCACUCCGUCGAGCCGAGUCCGCACUCCUCCCCGCUUAUGAAAGGUUCGUCGGCUGCGGACUCUACGCGUCCGCUCAUUUCAGACGACGAAAACGAGGUGCGCAUCACGCCGGGCGAAAAGGGCAAGGCGCCCGCGGGGCGGCUGUUCAAGAAGUCGCCGACGAAGACGUCCAAGACCUCGAAAGGGUCACGACCGACCGCGCAGCGGCUCAAGUCUGCGCUCAGAACGAGCGUCGACAAGGCCAAGGAGAGGGGAAAGACGGUCCAGUUUCCCGAGGAUCCGGCGCAUGAGAUCCCGCCUGCGCGAGACGACGUCGUGCGCGAGGGCGACAAGAAGCCUGCUGACCCGAUGGCCGUGCUCAGUCGCGAUGGCGCAGCCAUUGACGGGACAUCGAGCGGUGCCGCCACGACCGCCUUUGACGACGACGACUUUAUGCCGGGUGGUGUUGUCAUGCGGGACCGCGCGCUCGUCAAGAUUGGACGGCACAGAGGUGACUUUUUGACGCUGUUUGACGAGGAAGCCGAGCGCCGCAUGCCCUGCGCCCGUAUCGACCCGACGGAGCAGUACAUUGUCGCGAUGACCAUGACCUCGGUCGACAUUUACUCGGACUGGCGACUACCCUGCGUCGAGCGCGCAAAGGGCUUCAAACGCCUCGUCUUCUCCAUCCCACUCGCGGGACGGACGAGCCUGACGCUGUUCAACCAGGUCGACAAGACCCUCUCUCUCACGUGCCCUUGGACGGCAGUGUACCGGCAGACGAUGCGACAGAUGUGCUGUGCGGAGGGCGGAAAGUCGACGUCUGCGUGGGACCGCGUGCGCCACGGCAACACGGCCGAGCACUUUGGCAUGGAACGCGCCGGGACGGGCGUCUUCGUCCUCAUCUUCCAGGAACACUCGCGCGCCCUCGACUGGCACUGGUACCUCGCUGGCCAGCUCGAGUACCGCCUGCCGAAACAGAUCGAGAUCCGCCUCCCCGCGCUGGCGACGAGUGUGCGCAUUCCUGUCCCCUCGGACGCGCCAUCGCUCACCAUCAACCGCGACGCCAUUGCCAAGGAAAUGUGGGACCUGAUCCUGGCAAGUCAUGACAGAAGGCACAUGUUCCAGGUACUCGGGCACGUGCCCGCACUCGAGUUUGCGUGGGAGUGCGGCGCUGCCCUCGACUGGGUCGCGUACAACACGACGGUGACCGGGAAGGAUAGAGAGUGGGGCCUGUUGGCUAGCUUUGCGCGUUGCGCCGACUUGAAAACCACGCGCGUGCUGCAGCUCAGAGACGCGGCGCACUACGUCACGGACAUUACGCUCGACACGGGGGUCAAGCUCAAGGAGCCGGCCAGUAUUGAGGGGUACCUCAUGCGGCAGACGAGUGACCUCGUCCGCAGCCAGGCACUCUACGUCGCCGUCAAUGACGGGUACGCCUUCCUCGCUCCAGCUGCUCUGGCUGACCCGCCACUGCUCCCCAAGAAAGCAGGGAGCACGCCAGCCGACCUCUUUCCCGACGUGCAGAAGGAGUUUCUCGCGAACGAGCGCCGACGCAUCUCUCGGUUCAUCUCCCGCUGCGUCGCCGUCAUGGAUCUGCGCGACAUUGCUUCCGUCAGACUCACCAAGGCACAGGAUCAGCCCAAGGCCGACUCGGACGAGGAGGGCGAGGAGAACAUGUCCCACGACCCUGUACCUCGAGAGGGCGAGAGCGACGAUCGCGAGUUCCAGGUCGAGCUGCGGAAUGGCCAAACCGUCAAGUUUGAGGCACACACGCCCGCCGUCGCUGCCGAAUGGGUUGCCCGCUUCCGCGCGCUCGUCGAGUACUGGACAGUGCGCCGGCGCGUGAACGCGCGGCAGGAGAUGGACGCAGUGGCGGGUGCUGCGGCAUUAGACCUAACAUUAGGCCAAACGCCCCACUGGCAGCUAUCCCUGUCGCGUCUGUGGAACUGGUGCGUCAUCGACGGCUGCCGCGCGAUCACAAUGGAAGCGCCGCUGUUCAUGAAGCAAGGCAAGUGGCCCAAGUUCCGGCAAUAUCUCGCCGUCCUCUCGAACGGGCGCCUGACCUGUUUCCGGAUCAAUGGCAACAAGGCCAUGCAGCGGAAACACAGCUGGCCUCUGUUUGGCGCGUAUGCGUACUCUGGGUUGAUGGCGCUGGACGAGCUGCAGGAGAACAACUCGCAGAGCGCCGUGUAUCCCAAGGCACGCAUCUAUGAGGACGGGCUGCAGGCCACGGACGACGCGGAGGACACGACGCUCGCGAUUGCGAUCACGUGGCCGACGGGACGAUGGGCGCCGCCGCAGCCGUGGGAGAUUGAAAACCCCGAUGGAGAUGUCCAGCCGCCGAAGUCCGUGUUCAGGAAGGAUCCCCUGUUGCUGCUUUGCAGGGCGAGGAGUAAGGUGAGUCCGCAUGAGUUUUCGAGGCCGCAGGCCGAGCGGCAGGUGCCGGGUGACGGUGGCCUGCCGCUCGGCCCAUUCGAAGCAUCCGGGGUCCCGCGUCCCCGCCAAGCCACAAUUGCACUGUCUUUCCGUCCGCCUUCUCCACCGCCGCCAUGUCCUGCCGCCUUUACGCCGUAUGCUAACCCCCAGCUCGAGCGCGACCGGUGGAUCUGGGCUCUGAACUGCGAAAAGGAGCGCCUGGCCCGGCAGUAUCCCAAGGACGAGGACGCGAUCAGAAACACGGGCAAUCUCCCGCGACACACGACACUGGACCAUUUCCGGCGCACAAGCGAGACGACCAGCAGUUCGCGCCGCCUCCCGCGGAGGAAGAGCUAG